AUGAUUAUCAUGGUGUGUGCAUUUUUCAUCAGCAAAAGGAAGCUAUCCUUGAUCAAUUUCAGAUUUUUCCAGAGCUCAUCCAAGCACAAUCACCAUGAGCAAGCUAAUCCUAAUUGCAGGUCUUUGUCUUUCCCUCGGCAGUCUGGUCUCAUCCUCCAGACUGGUGUGUUAUUUCACUAACUGGUCCCAAUACAGACCUGGCGAAGGUAAGUUUAUGCCUUCAAAUGUUGAUCCAAACCUGUGCACCCACCUGAUCUAUGCCUUUUCUGGCAUAAACGAGGCAAAUGAGCUGGUCACCAUAGAAUGGAAUGAUGAUGAACUCUACAAAUCAUUUAACGGACUCAAACAGAGGAAUCCAAAUCUUAAAACACUGUUGGCAGUGGGAGGCUGGAACUUUGGAACGCAAAAAUUUACUGCGAUGGUAUCAACACAAGCCAACAGAAAUACGUUUAUCCAGUCUUCUAUCAGACUACUGAGAAAACAUGGGUUUGAUGGAUUAGACCUGGACUGGGAAUACCCCGCUGCAAGAGGAAGUCCUCUGGAGGACAAGCAGAGAUUCACAGUGUUAUGCAAGGAACUCCUUGAGGCCUACGAGGCUGAGGGAACAGAAACUGGCAAACCCAGAUUAAUUAUCUCUGCUGCUGUGGCUGCUGGGAAAGGAACUAUUGAUGCUGGUUAUGAAAUUGCAGAGAUUGCAAAGUACCUGGAUUUUAUUAACGUAAUGACGUAUGACUUCCAUGGCACCUGGGAGAGAGUGACAGGACAUAACAGCCCCUUGUACAAAGGAUCCCAUGAGACUGGCGACCAUGUUUACUUAAAUACUGACUUUGCCAUGAGGUAUUGGCGGGACAAGGGAACACCUGCAGAAAAGCUAAAUAUGGGCUUUGCUACAUACGGACGAACAUUUCAACUGUCUACUCAAUCCAGCCAGGUUGGAGCACCAGCCAGUGGCCCUGCAGCUGCUGGUGCUUUUACGAGGGAGGCCGGCUUCUGGUCCUAUUAUGAGGUUUGCACUUUUCUUCCAGGGGCCAGUGUCCGGUUGAUUGAGGACCAGAAAGUUCCCUAUGCCACCAAACAAAAUGAGUGGGUCGGAUAUGAUAACAAAGAAAGUUUUGAGACUAAGGUCCGUUACCUAAAAGGCAAUCGAUUUGGAGGAGCCUUUGUCUGGGCUCUGGAUCUGGAUGACUUUAAUGGACAGUUCUGUAGAGAAGGAAACUACACCCUCAUCAACUAUCUUCGCUCUCUUUUGGCUUCAGAUCUUCCUCCCCCUCCCACUGGAGAAACCCCUCCGGUUCAAGUAACUCUGUCUACAGGCAAAGACCAUCUUCACACAACACGUCAACCCAGACCUACAAUCACUGCACCCCCCAAAAUUCCAGACGACAAAUUCUGUGCUACAAAGACUGGUGGCAUCUAUGCCAAACCCGAUGCCCCAGGUUCUUAUUACAGUUGUGCCAACGGCAUCACCUGGGUCCUUAACUGCCCAGCUAAUUUAGUCUUUCGAGAAAGCUGCAAAUGCUGUAACUGGCCCUAAAAGUCCGCACACAAUUACACAUUCCAAAAGCUGUGGUUAUAAACAGUGAGGGGGAAAAAAAACAUUCAUGAGUUGCAUUUUAAUGAGUGUAUGUGGUGUUAAUUUGAGAAUGUGUAUGCACUGUUUGUCAGAAGACAGAUUUUUUUCUCUUCCUCAAACAAGUUAAUUUAACCUCCCCUGCAUUAAUCAGAGAAGGGAGAUUCUUCCAAAAGACACAUUACAACUCUUAUUAAUCAAAUCAACUUGUCAUCUUCGCAUGCAUUCACGUAGAAGACAGACACAACAGCCCGUGUGUUAUGCACUCGUUCUGACGUCCUUGGUACCCUUAGAACUUCAAUGAGGGGUGUGGCAACUUACAUGAAUGAUAUUAUUAUUAGAAAAAGCAAUGCCCUAAAUUCUGCCUCAGCAAAGGUAUGUCCUAAAAUCACACCCAGUAAGCAAAUUGCCCUUAAUUACUCCUCAUGAGGAUGGUAUGUGUUUCUUUGUUUCACACCUACUUGAUCUACAUUUCCUUGUAAACCACACACGUGCUUAACAUUCACACACACACACCUGUAAGUGUGGCAACAUCACAAGCUGGUGAGAAAAAUGAAAGAGAAAAAAUUAAAAGCGAUAUAUAGAAAAACAAAAUAAAUAACACUAAUACACCCAAA
Messenger RNA from Toxotes jaculatrix (banded archerfish), 2187 nucleotides. Its product is annotated as chitotriosidase-1-like. Gene Ontology annotation, molecular function: chitinase activity; chitin binding. The record is from RefSeq and is a predicted model, not a curated record. The transcript has 11 exons. NCBI's taxonomy places the organism in Eukaryota, Metazoa, Chordata, Actinopteri, Toxotidae. Gene Ontology annotation, cellular component: extracellular region. Gene Ontology annotation, biological process: chitin catabolic process; carbohydrate metabolic process. Bases 95 to 1534 code for a protein of 479 amino acids.